Polyodon spathula (Mississippi paddlefish) is the source of this 3540-nucleotide messenger RNA. RefSeq names its product alpha-centractin. The record is from RefSeq and is a predicted model, not a curated record. The coding region runs from base 290 to 1279 and encodes 329 amino acids. The transcript has 12 exons. NCBI's taxonomy places the organism in Eukaryota, Metazoa, Chordata, Actinopteri, Acipenseriformes, Polyodontidae.
GUUGUUAUCGAUAACGGGUCUGGUGUCAUAAAGGCUGGUUUUGCAGGGGACCAGAUUCCAAAGUACUGCUUUCCAAAUUAUGUUGUUGGAGAGAGGUGUGGCUCUGAGUUUGUUCACCUCAGUUUCCCCACACAUUAUUCUCACCAUGUCGACUGCAACGGGCAGAAUGAAAGUCUCUCAGUUACGUAUCAAAGCGAGGGUGGAAUGAGGGGUCUUUCAGUGACGUGCAUUUGAGACUAACGAGUGGGAGGACCAUAUUUGUGUUGGACGGCCAAAGCAUGUGCGUGUCAUGGCAGGUGCCCUGGAAGGGGAUCUUUUUAUUGGUCCGAAGGCCGAGGAGCACAGGGGCUUGCUAACAAUCCGUUACCCAAUGGAGCAUGGCAUAGUGAAGGACUGGAAUGAUAUGGAGCGCAUCUGGCAGUAUGUUUAUUCUAAGGACCAGCUUCAGACUUUCUCUGAAGAGCACCCAGUGCUGCUGACAGAAGCCCCCCUAAAUCCACGGAAGAAUCGUGAACGGGCUGCAGAGGUCUUCUUUGAAACCUUCAAUGUUCCCGCGCUCUUCAUCUCAAUGCAGGCAGUGCUCAGUCUGUACGCCACUGGCCGGACGACAGGGGUGGUCCUGGACUCGGGGGACGGUGUGACCCACGCAGUGCCCAUUUAUGAGGGCUUUGCCAUGCCCCACUCCAUCAUGAGGAUCGAUAUCGCCGGGCGCGAUGUCUCCCGCUACCUGCGUCUCUACCUGCGCAAGGAGGGCUACGACUUCCACACCUCCUCUGAGUUUGAGAUUGUAAAAACCAUCAAAGAGCGUGCCUGUUUCCUCUCCAUCAACCCCCAGAAGGAUGAAGCGUUGGACACAGAGAAAGUGCAGUAUACACUGCCAGACGGCAGCACCAUUGAGAUCGGCCCGGCCCGGUUCCGUGCCCCUGAGCUGCUGUUCAGACCAGACCUGGUGGGAGAGGAGUGUGAGGGCAUCCAUGAGGUGCUGGUCUUUGCCAUCCAGAAAUCUGACCUGGACCUGCGGAGAACACUCUUCUCAAACAUUGUACUGUCAGGGGGCUCCACGCUGUUCAGGGGAUUUGGAGAUCGACUGUUGAGUGAAGUGAAGAAGCUGGCUCCAAAAGAUGUAAAAAUUAAAAUCUCUGCUCCUCAGGAGAGGUUAUAUUCUACCUGGAUUGGCGGCUCCAUUCUGGCCUCCCUGGACACCUUUAAGAAAAUGUGGGUCUCUAAGAAGGAGUACGAAGAAGAUGGUGCCAGAGCCAUCCACAGGAAAACCUUCUAAUGACCACUGGAGGGCGCCGUGGCCUGCUCUGAGCUGAUCCACUGCAGUGAGGAGCGCGCUGGUGUGUGUGAGAGGGGCAGGGGAGCUGCAGAGAGGGGAGGGUGAAAAUCAAACCAACAAACACACACAGGGUCCAUUUUGGUGUAAAACACAAAACCAGUGGCCAGCUCCUCUCCCCCAUUCUCAUUCCCUGUCCUGACUGAAGGACUUGCUUCUGGCUCUGCGUCAGCCUUUCCAGCCCCUUCAAGGUCUUGUUACUGUUGCUGUUUUUAUUGUGUCUUUGGUGCUGAGCUCAGCAGCGGGAGACAGGAAUGAGUUAGAAGUGUGUGUCUUUGAAGAUGCUCUGCUACCAAAUUACUGACUUAAUUUAACCAUUUGUCUUACACCAAUGUACCUGUGUGUGUGUGUAUGUAUAUAUAGACAGCAUACACCCAAUGUAGCUGUGUGUGUGUGUGUAUAUACAUAUAUAUAUAUAUAUAUAUGUGAGUGCAUGUACGUCUCAUAUAAAACACUUGGGUAUUUAGAAUAUGUUUUGGUAAAGUCUAGCCAUUUUGUUCAGUGAUUCUGGACAGAUCCCAAUGAUACGCUAUCCUGUAUCCACUUGCUUAAUAAAUGUUAAACUGUAGUAUCAGGCUGCAGUGCAUUUACUGCUCAUCAAUUAUCAUUGGGAGUAUUGACCUCUUUGUGUCUGAUCUGUAUCAUGAAUAUUAUUCCUGGAAUACAGUAUUCACUGUUUUCUACUAUACUUUAAGUAUUGAAUAUAAAGAUUGUCAUUGCAUAGCAGUGUGAGUCUUUACCAGCUUUACUCUAAUCAUAGACACACGUGAAUUCUCUCAAGGUAUUAAAACCAAGACUGCCAUGCCUUCAUUCACGUGUUUGUCUCAUGCAUUGCCAUGCCUUCGUUCACGUGUUUGUCUCAUGCAUUGCCAUGCCUUCGUUCACGUGUUUGUCUCAUGCAUUGCCAUGCCUUCGUUCACGUGUUUGUCUCAUGCAUUGCCAUGCCUUCGUUCACAUGUUUGUCUCAUGCAUUGCCAUGCCUUCAUUCAUGUGUUUGUCUCAUGCAUUGCCAUGCCUUCGUUCACGUGUUUGUCUCGUGCAUUGCAAUGCCUUCAUUCACGUGUUUGUCUCGUGCAUUGCCAUGCCUUCGUUCACGUGUUUGUCUCGUGCAUUGUAAUGCCUUCGUUCACGUGUUUGUCUCAUGCAUUGUAAUGCCUUCAUUCACGUGUUUGUCUCAUGCAUUGUAAUGCCUUCAUUCACGUGUUUGUCUCAUGCAUUGCAAUGCCUUCAUUCACGUGUUUGUCUCAUAUAUUGUGUAGAUCCAUGUAUAAGCAGUGGUUUUGUUUCUUGUAAGGGUUUUGUUGAUUUAUCCCCUGUCCAAAUCCCUCCCCAUGUACUGGAGGCUGGAAACUCAAUACACCCAAGCGCCAAAGCUAGGCAAGGCUAAUAUAUCUAGUGCACUGUUUGACAAGGACACUGAGAGCCGUGGGGGUUUCAGAAUGUGCACUGCAUGUUGACUUAUUUAUAUGCUUUUACUUUUUUUGUAAGCCUCUCUUCUUUAAGUGUAGAGAUUAAGAGAUACUGUACAUUGUUGACCAGCUUUUGAAGUUCUAGGUAAAUACAUUGGGAAAUUGUAUGAUAAGACAACGCAAGCACUGUCCAUAACAAGUAAUGGGUUGAACUUCACUUCAUAUCUGCACUCACAUUAGCAUGGUUUACUGUACGACAGUAGACAGGGUUUCUGAAGGGAAAUGUCUGUGUUUUAUAAUACUGUCCGGUCUGUAGUGUGUGACCAAUAAUGGGUCCUGUCUUCUUUAAUCUCCUUAUCUCUUUCAGUUGUAAGCACAAUUUGAGUAUUAUUUGUGUUAUUCCAUUGCUGCUUUGUCUUGAUUUGCUGACACUAAUUCGUUUUUUACUUGGCAAUGGACCAAUAUUGUUUGUUUUUUUCAAAAUCCUCUGAAAUAAAUAAAAGACAAGCUAGGAAUGUUUUCUGUGACAAGCCUUGGUAUGGGAGUGUCAGAUUUAGUUGCAUUUUUUAUGAGAUUUUGAAAGUGUACUUUGGAAGUGUAAGAGGAAAAUGAUGGGAGUUAGGGGUGCUGCUUUCAGGCACUAAUUAUUAAUGAAAUCGAUUCUGUAUAAGCAUACAAUGUGUAAAGAACAGCAGCUUGCUGUACAGUCCUACUGUAAGCACGGGACUCACAGCCAGGGCUCUGACUGACAGAACAGAAUGUAAUCUUCUUACUUUAAAAAUAAAUAAAAAUGUG